CCCCGGCCUUUCGCUCCCCUUCCCCACCCCGUUCCCGUUCCCUCCCCUUCGGCUGCGCGCUCUCCCGGCGAUGCGGUGAGAGGGAGGCGCCGCCGCGCUCCGUGAGGGGCCGCCGGGAGCAGCCUCCCGCGCCAGGACUUGCAGUGAAUGGAGGAGGACACUUGCUAGAGAUUUGUCAAAACAUAUCAAGUGUUUGCAGUGAGCCGAGUGGAACAGGAUCGCCAUGUUUCGAAACAGUCUCAAGAUGCUUCUUACAGGAGGGAAGUCAAACCGCAAAAACAGGUCCAGCGAUGGAGGGAACGAGGAGCCACCAGACCGAAGACAGGCAAGUGUAGACUCCCGUCAGAGCCGAGCUGGGCAAGGCACCUCCACAGAGAACGACUGUGCUUUUGAACCUGACUACGCUAUUCCUCCGCUCGCAGUGACCGAAGGUAUGCAGCACAUUCGGAUAAUGGAGGGCAUGUCCCGCUCCCUUCCAUCCUCCCCCUUACUCACACAUCAGUCUAUCAGUGUUCGGCUCCAACCUGUGAAGAAGUUGACUGCCCCUCUGAGGAAAGCAAAGUUUGUUGAGAGCCCUCGAAUCCCAGAGUCUGAGCUUGGCUCCCCAACCCUCUCUGCCCAGAAGCUGGACGUUGAUGCAUUCUGCCCUGGUGAUACUGAGCAAGAGCUGGGACCCCCUCCAUCUGUAGAUGAGGCAGCGAACACACUCAUGACUCGCCUGGGCUUCCUCCUCGGAGAGAAAGUCACGGAGGUUCAGCCAGGGCCCCAGUACAGCAUGGAGGUGCAGGACGAGAACCAGAGCUCGGCGGUGACGCAGCGCAUCAGCCCCUGCUCCACGCUGACCAGCAGCACGGCGUCGCCGCCGGCCAGCAGCCCCUGCUCCACGCUGCCGCCCGUCAGCACCAGCGCCACGGCCAAGGACUGCACCUACGGCGCCGUCACCAGCCCCACGUCCACGCUGGAGAGCAGAGACAGCGGCAUCAUCGCUACGUUGACGAGUUACUCUGAAAAUGUGGAACGUACUAAAUACGGAGGGGAAAGCAGUAAGGAGCUUGGAUCUGGGGGAAACCUGAAACAGUGGCAGUCCCAGAAAUCCAGCAUGGACUCCUGCCUGUACCGUGUGGAUGAGAACAUAUCAGCCUCCACCUACAGCCUCAACAAAAUCCCCGAGAGGAACCUGGAGACGGUCCUGUCCCAGUCCGUGCAGUCAAUUCCUCUCUACCUUAUGCCACGGCCAAAUUCAGUAGCAGCCACCAGCUCAGCCCACCUGGAGGAUCUGGCUUACCUGGACGAGCAGAGACACACGCCCCUGCGCACGUCGCUGCGGAUGCCGCGGCAGAGCGUGGCCAGCGCCCGGGCACAGCAGGACCUGCGAGUGCGCUUCGCACCCUACAGACCCCCCGACAUCUCCCUGAAGCCGCUGCUCUUCGAGGUGCCCAGCAUCACCACCGAGUCCGUGUUCGUGGGCCGGGACUGGGUGUUCCACGAGAUCGACGCGCAGCUGCAGAGCUCCAACGCCAGCGUCAACCGCGGCGUGGUGAUCGUCGGCAACAUCGGCUUCGGCAAAACCGCCAUCAUCUCCAGGCUGGUCGCGCUCAGCUGCCACGGCACGAGGAUGAGGCAGAUCGCUUCCGACAGCCCCCACGCCUCUCCAAAACAUGCGGAUGCCAACCGCGAGCUGCCCUUGGCCCAGCCGCCCUCUGCCCACCCGUCCAUCGCCAGCGGGAGCUGCCCGGGGACGCCCGAGAUGCGCCGGCGCCAGGAGGAGGCCAUGAGGAGGUUGGCCUCACAGGUUGUAGCUUACCACUACUGCCAGGCUGACAACGCCUACACCUGCCUGGUGCCCGAGUUCGUGCACAACGUGGCCGCCCUGCUCUGCCGCUCGCCGCAGUUCGUCGCCUACCGCGAGCAGCUGCUGCGCGAGCCCCACCUGCAGAGCCUGCUCAGCCUGCGCUCCUGCGUGCAGGACCCCAUGGCCUCCUUCCGAAGGGGGGUCCUGGAGCCCCUGGAGAACCUGCACAAAGAGAGGAAGAUCCCUGAUGAAGAUUUCAUUAUAUUAAUUGAUGGUUUAAAUGAGGCUGAAUUUCACAAGCCGGAUUAUGGAGACACUAUAGUAUCAUUUCUGAGCAAAAUGAUUGGAAAAUUCCCUUCCUGGCUGAAGCUGGUAGUGACAGUCAGGACAAGUCUACAGGAAAUAAUUAAGCUGUUGCCCUUCCACAGAAUAUUUUUGGAUAGACUGGAGGAGAAUGAAGCCAUCGACCAGGACCUGCAGGCGUACAUCCUUCAUCGGAUACACAGCAGCUCGGAGAUCCAGAACAACAUCUCGCUCAAUGGCAAAAUGGACAACACCACGUUUGGCAAGCUCAGUUCUCACCUCAAGACCUUGAGCCAAGGGUCCUACCUGUACCUGAAACUUACUUUUGAUCUCAUAGAGAAAGGAUACCUAGUUCUAAAGAGCUCCAGCUACAAAGUGGUCCCAGUGUCCCUGUCCGAAGUGUACCUGUUGCAGUGCAAUAUGAAGUUCCCAACACAGUCUUCCUUUGAUCGGGUCAUGCCUCUCUUGAACGUAGCAGUGGCUUCUCUGCACCCAUUAACAGAUGAACAUAUUUUUCAGGCCAUUAAUGCAGGUAACAUUGAGGGCACUUUGGAGUGGGAGGACUUUCAGCAGAGGAUGGAGAACCUUUCUAUGUUUCUUAUCAAACGUAGAGACAUGACGCGAAUGUUUGUUCACCCCUCUUUCCGAGAAUGGCUUAUUUGGAGAGAAGAAGGUGAAAAAACCAAGUUUCUUUGUGAUCCAAGGAGUGGCCACACGCUGCUUGCCUUCUGGUUUUCCCGACAAGAAGGGAAAUUAAAUAGACAGCAGACUAUCGAACUGGGACAUCACAUCCUCAAAGCACAUAUUUUUAAGGGUCUGAGUAAAAAAGUCGGGGUAUCUUCCUCCAUCCUGCAAGGGCUUUGGAUCUCCUACAGUACUGAAGGUCUCUCAAUGGCUUUGGCAUCUCUGAGAAAUCUCUACACGCCGAACAUAAAGGUCAGCCGGUUGCUGAUUUUAGGAGGCGCAAACGUGAACUACCGGACGGAAGUUCUCAACAACGCCCCCGUGUUGUGCGUCCAGUCCCACCUGGGCUACGCGGAGAUGGUGGCUUUGCUCCUGGAGUUCGGCGCCAACGUCGACGCCGCUUCGGAGAGCGGCCUGACCCCGCUGGGCUAUGCGGCUGCCGCCGGCUUCCUGAGCAUCGUGGUGCUGCUGUGCAAGAAACGGGCCAAGGUGGAUCACUUGGACAAAAACGGGCAGUGUGCCCUGGUGCACGCCGCUCUCAGGGGACACUUGGAGGUGGUGAAGUUCUUGAUCCAGUGCGACUGGAGCAUGGCCGGGCAGCAGCAGGGAGUGUUCAAGAAGAGCCACGCAAUCCAGCAGGCGCUGAUCGCCGCCGCCAGCAUGGGCUACACCGAGAUCGUCUCCUACCUGCUCGAUCUUCCAGAAAAAGAUGAAGAGGAGGUGGAGAGAGCACAGAUCAACAGUUUUGACAGCCUUUGGGGAGAGACAGCUCUGACGGCGGCGGCGGGGCGCGGGAAGCUGGAGGUGUGCAGGCUGCUCCUGGAGCAGGGCGCCGCCGUGGCGCAGCCCAACCGCCGCGGGGUCGUGCCGCUCUUCAGCGCCGUCAGACAGGGACACUGGCAGAUCGUGGAUCUCCUGCUCACGCACGGCGCUGACGUGAACAUGGCAGACAAGCAGGGCCGGACGCCGCUGAUGAUGGCCGCGUCCGAGGGACACCUGGGCACCGUGGAGUUCCUGCUUGCACAAGGUGCCUCCAUUUCUCUGAUGGACAAAGAAGGCUUGACAGCCCUCAGCUGGGCCUGCCUCAAGGGCCACCUGCCCGUGGUGCGUGCCCUGGUGGAGAACGGAGCUGCCACGGACCACGCGGACAAGAACGGCCGCACGCCGCUGGACCUGGCGGCGUUCUACGGCGACGCCGAGGUGGUUCAGUUUCUGGUGGACCAUGGGGCCAUGAUCGAGCACAUUGACUACAGCGGGAUGCGGCCCCUCGACAGAGCAGUGGGCUGCCGCAACACCUCGGUCGUCGUCACCCUCCUGAAGAAAGGGGCAAAGAUAGGUUGUCAGACGUUACCGAGUCGCCCACGAGGUCCAGCAACCUGGGCAAUGGCAACCUCCAAACCAGACAUCAUGAUCAUCCUGUUGAGCAAGCUGAUGGAGGAGGGAGACAUGUUUUAUAAGAAAGGUAAAGUGAAGGAGGCUGCCCAGCGCUACCAGUAUGCUCUGAAAAAAUUCCCCAGAGAAGGGUUUGGAGAAGACCUGAAAACCUUCCGUGAGCUGAAGGUGUCGCUGCUCCUCAACCUCUCCCGCUGUCGAAGGAAAAUGAAUGAUUUUGGAAUGGCGGAGGAAUUUGCCACUAAAGCGCUGGAGCUGAAACCGAAAUCUUACGAAGCUUACUAUGCAAGAGCAAGGGCCAAACGCAGCAGCAGGCAGUUUUCAGCAGCCCUGGAGGACCUGAACGAGGCCAUCAAGCUGUGCCCUAACAACCGCGAGAUCCAGCGGCUGCUGAUGCGGGUGGAGGAGGAGUGCAGGCAGGUGCAGCAGCAACAGCAGCAGCAGCAGCCGCCACCGCCGCUCCCAGCGGAGCCAGAACCCGAAGCCCAGCACGAAGAGCUGUAUUCCGUGCAAGAUAUCUUUGAGGAGGAAUACCUCGAGCAGGAUGUAGAAAACGUUUCCAUUGGCUUGCAGACAGAGUCCAGGCCAAACCAAGGGCUGCCCAUCAUCCAGAGCCCACCCCCAUCUCCAGCUCACAGGGACUCCGCUUAUAUUUCCGGCUCGCCUCUUGGCUCUCAUCAGGUCUUUGAUUUCAGGUCCAACAGCUCUGUGGGCUCGCCGACCAGGCAGGGGUACCAGUCCACGUCUCCUGCUCUGUCUCCAACACAUCAAAACUCGCAUUACCGGCCCAGUCCUCCGCACACGUCCCCAGCUCACCAGGGCUCCACUUACCGCUUCAGCCCCCCUCCUGUGGGCAGCCAAGGGAAGGAGUAUCAGAGCCCGCCGCCGUCUCCCCUCCGCAGAGGCCCCCAGUACCGCGCCAGUCCCCCCGCAGAGAGCAUGAGCGUUUACAGGUCCCAGUCGGGCUCCCCGGUGCGUUACCAGCAGGAACCCAGCGGGGUCACGCAGCUCCCCGGCAGACCCAAGUCUCCUCUGUCCAAGAUGACGCAGAGAUCCUUCCAGAUGCCGCAGCUGCCCGUGGCCGUGCCGCAGCCAGGGCUGAGGCUGCAGCCAGCCAAGGCGCAGAUCGUGAGGAGCAAUCAGCCCAGCUCUGCCGUCCAUUCCAGCACCGUCAUCCCGACCGGCGCGUACAGCCAGGUCGCCCACUCGAUGGCCAGCAAGUACCAGUCGUCGUCAGGGGACGUGGGGGUCAGCCAGAGCCGGCUGGUCUACCAGGGCUCCAUCGGGGGCAUCGUGGGGGACAGCAGGCCCGUGCAGCACGUGCAGGCGAGUCUCAGCGCCGGGGCCAUCUGUCAGCACGGAGGGCUGGCCAAAGAAGACCUUCCCCAGAGACCGUCCUCAGCGUACAGAGGGGGGAUGAGGUACGGCCAGACACCUCAGAUCGGGCGAAGCCAGUCCGCCUCCUAUUAUCCGGUGUGCCACUCGAAGCUUGACCUGGAGCGUUCUUCCCUCCCCGCCAACCAGCUGGGCUCUCCAGAUGUGUCUCAUCUCAUAAGAAGGCCCAUCACAGUCAAUCCCAGUGAAAUCAAGCCUCAUCCACCGACUCCAAGGCCUCUGCUCCACUCUCAGAGCGUUGGCCUGCGCUUCUCCCCUUCCAGCAAUAGCAUCUCCUCCACCUCCAACCUGACCCCCAACUUCCGCCCCUCUGCUUCGAUUCAGCAAAUGGAGAUUCCCCUGAAGCCAGCCUACGACAGAUCGUGCGAUGAGCUGUCUCCGGUCUCGCCCACGCAGGGGGGCUACCCCAGCGAGCCAGCCCGCUCCCGGACCACGCCGUUCAUGGGAAUCAUCGAUAAAACUGCUCGGACUCAGCAGUACCCCCAUCUCCAUCAGCAGAACCGGACCUGGGCCGUGUCGUCAGUGGACACUGUCAUUAGUCCUACGUCUCCCGGCAAUCUGCCCCAGCCGGAAUCUUUUAGCCCGCCCUCUUCCAUCAGCAACAUUGCCUUUUAUAACAAAACCAACAAUGCACAGAAUGGCCAUUUGCUAGAGGAAGACUAUUACAGCCCCCAUGGGAUGCUGGCCAAUGGGUCCCGGGGAGACCUCCUGGAGAGAGUCACCCAAGCCUCCUCGUACCCCGAUGUCAAGGUGGCAAGGACGCUGCCCGUGGCGCAGGCCUACCAGGAUAAUCUGUACAGGCAGCUCUCCAGGGACUCCAGGCAAGGGCAGACAUCCCCAAUCAAACCAAAGAGACCAUUUGUGGAGUCUAAUGUGUAAAAGACACUUGUUGGAGUGAGACCCUCAUGUUUUCAGCACACACUUCCAAGCUUGAUUUCCAUGCAUACUAUUAUAAUUAUUAUUAUUACUAUUAUUAUUUUUAUUUCUCUUUGAUAGCUACAUGAUCGAGUUUCUCCGGUACUUUAUGUGGUGGUCAGACAGCCAUGCACGUGCUCCAGCCCUUGUGUUCCCCAGCUGACUGUGAAGCCAACAUCAGCCAAGCCAGUAUCGUUUGCCCAAUUCCAGCAAAGUUCCAACCGAGAUAUCUCAGACCAUGGUGUGGGUUGUGGUCCAGAGAUAUCCCUACGCAGCAGGAGGUAACCAGCUCUUUUUCGAGAGACAAUUGCCUUGGAUUUAAAUUUGUUUCUUUUGUCUCAAUGGUCUCUUACUCAACUCUGAUGGGAAUUCCUAGGGAAUUCCACAGGAGCCUUUCCCGAGGCUGUAUCCACAGGUCCCCCGUGCCAGCCAGGUUUGGCAAACCCUCGGUGAUGUGAUUUAACACCAGUAGCUAUGCACAGCACCCACAAUAACCCAUCCUGAUUCUGCUGGUUUACAGCACUUCCCUUCCUUAUUUAACUUGCCGUUGGAGGGGUGGGGAUCACAGAGCACUUUGUUGCUUUCCAAGUAUCUACCAGGUGCCCUCACACUGACUUCUGUGCUCUGGGGCAUUGUACGAGCAUUGAGGGAUUCAGGUUGGCCCUUUAUUAUGUGUUUUAAUCAGCCAAGGGAAUUAGCCAGGAGCCUCUUGUUCAUGAACUGAGAUUGCACCGACUUCUUCACACAGUUGGCAGACUGCACCCCACCCACAGCGUUUGCACGGGACGAGUUAGCGUUGGGGACUUCAUCUGGGGGGUAUUUAUCACUUGCAAGGAAGAGCAAAAAUCUGACUUAGGAAAUGGUAUUCGAAGAGGAGAAUUGCAAUUCUUAAUUUGUUGGGGUGUUUUGGUUUUGGUUUUUUUUACAUUUUUUUAUGACAAGGACGUAGAACAUGGCACGAUGGUCCCCAAAAGAGGAAGGGUCUUUCUGCAGUCCCAGCCCUGCAGCAUCCCUUCCCUCUGGCUCAGUCCUGCCAGGGAGCAGGGGCUGUAGCAAGGGCAACGCUCCUCUGAGAUCCUCUGUUCCCAAAAUCCUGGAAAGGGACACCGUGUUCCAUAUCUGUACAUGGUAAAAACCAUGUGUUGUUUUUUUGAGAAGCUGUGGUUAAGAGAGACCUAUUUAUAAUUUAUUUAUGUUAUCUAUUUCAGGACAUUUUCCAGUUUGGGUUGGGUUUUUUCUAUUAUUUUCGGUUUUGUAAUCAAACGCAAGUCACAUCAAGACAACCUGAAAAGCAGGGGCCGGUUCCAAAAUCCAUUUUUAUAGGAUUUUCAAUAAUUUUUCAAUUACUUUGCUGAAAAUUUCUUUUGAGGUGGGGGGCAAGAACUCCUUCAGCGAUCCCUUUAUUCCCUGGUGGGUUUGCAAUCUGCCUUCUCUGUUCUGAGGGCGAAGGGUGGGAUGACGGGAGGGAGAGUGAUAACGCUGUAGCUUGUUUUAAAGCAAACUCUAGUGCCUGUUGCCCAAUGCCGAAACCUCACUCAUAUCAACUCUUGAGAGCGAUUCAGUGCUGAGCAGGGGAGCGAUACCUCCAAAGGGCUACUGCCAAUCGAUUGCAAGACUCCUUGAACCAGAUCUCGGGCUCCAACCUCGGCUGGUGUGAGCGAGCAAUUCCCAGCGCCACAUCACUGCAGCUGCCCCCACUCACACCAGCUCAGGACAGGGUCCAGAACUCUUUAAGCAAAUGCUGGCUUUGAUGGGGCUUUUUGUUUUGUUUGGGGUUUUUUUGUUGUUUUUUUUUUUCCCUGUGUGUGGCUCAGCACAUGUUACUGCUGUUUCAUUGCCUAAUUUGCUCAGAGCAAGCUGGGACGUGCGCACCUCGGGCCAGGGGAGGCUUGUGUCAUAGCUACAUGGAGAUUGGAAGGGAGGGGUUCCUCCAUGAGUUCUGGCGAUUUUGGGGCUCUCUCGGGCCGUUUGGUCUUUGUCAAAACCCAGUAUUUGGAUUCAGGUUGGCGUUUUCUUCCUUGAGGUGCAACCCAGUGCUGACUCUUUGCUUUAUCCCAGGGCUCUGUAAAAUGGGGGGCUGGCUGGGACCCCCUUCAGUGGGGCGGGUACCCCAUGGGGACACCCAGCUGAGUCUGUCUCCUUGCAAAAGGGCUGUGACGGUUUCCUUUCGUCCUCUCAUUUUUGAAAUAACAUGCUCUGUGUCCUAAGGAACAACCGAUUUCUCCUCCGCAUCCCACACGCCCAUAGCUGGGAGACGUGUCCUGGGUCUGGAGCGGCAUCAAUCACUUCGCUUAGUGCCUCCCAUCCUCCAGCUUUCUGCCUGAGUGGCUUCCUACCUUCAGUUGCUUCUUUGAAGGGAUAAAGCAGCCCAGCUGAGCGCUGUCCCUGUUUUGUCUGGCCCAGUGAGGCGCGCUGCGCCCGCGGCUGGCUCCUCUCCGCUGCGCCGCCGCCGGGGCGUUCCAGGAGCAGUGACAGGAGAACUGCCCGUGCUUUGCACUCGCCACUCGCUGCCUUGUGCUCCCACUCCUGUCCUUCCAAACAUCCCCCCCCCCGCAGCGCUCCUGUGUGCGUAACUUUUCAGUUCCUGAAGAUGUUUUAAGGGAAAAGGAAAACAGCUCACGCUUUUGACACAACCACAAAGCUGAAGAAGGCUUGAAACGCUGCAGCAUGCAGGUUUUUUUUCACGGCUCCACGUGUUACAUUUUCCACAGGAUUCUUGCACUAAUGGUUUUCCAUCUGUUCUCUCUGUAAAUUGGGUGCACUUUACUGUUUGAAUUUGUUACUAUGAUAAAUACUGGAUAUUUAAGCGUGAGUAGUGUCUUCAUUAGAAAAAUAGCAAAGCAGCUCAUGUCUCGUAGUGUAUUUUUCAAAGAGAAAAAAAAAAAGAAGAGAAAAGAAAAGAAACGAAGCAAUGAAUCAUAACAUUUAUAGCACAAGAACUGACUCCUGUAUAUAAGCAUCAACAGAUUGAGUAAUUUUUGAAUACAAAAUUAUUUGCAGUGGUUUUAAAGCACUUCCCCGGCAAUUCUGUUAGGAACAGUCGAGGCAGGAUGGCUGCUGUGGUCACCAGGUGGGUAAGACACACAUUUCUCCCUGGAAGAGCUGUUCUUGCUCAGUCCCCUAUGUCUUCAAAGUCGUGAUUUGGUCUUUGCACGAGGAGAAGCAGAGGUCAUUCUGUGUUGUGCUGGCAUGGCCCCCGUCGUGCUUGGGGGAGCACAAGGUCAGAUCUCACCCUGAGGACCCUUCAUCCUCUCCUCUUAGAUCUAGGUCUGACAAGUCCAGGCCACACUGUGCGAUCACACUCAGUUUCAGACACUGAGCCAUCCUGUACGUCUGUGCUACGUAUUUAAUUACUUUUUGAGUAAUUAAGAUGCAGGACGAUGCUGGCAGCUGGUGCCUUCAUGCCCUCCCAGCUGCAGUGGUGCCACUGGCAAGCCCCAUCUUGGAGCAAGUAGGAUUUUGGGUCCACCGAGUAAAGCAGGUUCUUGAUGACAUUGAAACUCUGGUUUUCGUUCUUGGGGUGCGUGGGGAAGGCGAUGCCAAAGGUGAUGCUGAAGCUGACCCCUUUCUUCAGCCAGCCUUCCCACCAGGUGUCUCUCAUCCUCACCUGUGGCUGUUCCGAGACCCAGGUGUGCUGCACAGAGCUGGAAUCUUCUCUCCCAGCAUCAGGCGUCUGCCCCAUCCCUCGGUGGGGGUUCCGUGGCUCUCGCUUUUCUCCCAGGUCAGGAGGAUGCUGUGGUCCCAGGGGAGGGGACACUCACGUGGUGGGGGGCUCUGCAGGGUGCCCCCAGCCAGGCUGGGAGUGGCAUCAGAGGGCUUUGGAUGUGGUCUUGAGUGGGCAUCAAAGCGCUUAGGAAAAGGAGGGUUUUACAGAGAUCCUUUGAGAUCCGUCUCCAAAGAAGGCGCAGCCUGAGCUGCCUUCUCUGUGUCGCUGUUUGGGAGGACUGCGAUGGCUCCAACAGUCUGAGACGUGUGUCCGUCCGUCCGUCUGUCUGCUGUGGCGCCAGUGCCCAGCUGGGUCUGUCCAAGCACUGAAACUUCUGGGUUAUUUUUCUUUAACCUGGCUGUGAAGAAAACCGUGUGGCUGGCGUGAACAUGCGUAUGCCAAACACCGGAGAGUCACGCUGGGAUCGGGUCUGGGACCAGGGUGGGCGGUAAAACCGGGAGCGAUUCGGUCUGCUUUACGAAGGUUGCUGUAUAUUCAGGGUUACCCAGGAGAAGUCUAGCUAAAACCGAAGUGCCAGCUCUGCCUUACCUAGAGAACCAAGCACGCCAGCGUGCCUGCUCGUCCUCCGCCUUCCUGGCCCGCGGGGGUCCGUAGUGAGCUGCCGCGAGCUCCUUGGUGGUUGUACUGCGCUGUAGUCUUGGGAAUUCCGGGUAACUCUUGCACUGGGGUAUCGGUGUGUACCCAAGGGCUUAGGGAAAGAGCUGCUGUACCUGCUGGGACCUCUGCACAUCAAUGCCUUCACCCCGUGCCGGCUGCGCUGGCGGGCUGCUGGGGGGUGUGUUGGACACAAAGCACAACGGUUGGAAGUGAAUCUGCGGUUUUUGGGUUGGUUUUUUUUUUUUUUCUUCCUUCAGUUUUGUGUGAAUAAUUGCUGGAUUUUCAUCCAAUCAAACUCUUUUUUCUAAUACAAACCACUAAGGGCUCAAUUCUUUAGCAAGAUGCGUUCGUGUCCAACUCUUGACUGUACAGCUGGAUCUCACCGUAACUGGUACAGACCGACCCAAGAGGUCACGGCGAGCGCGGCCAUCGCGGGGAAAGCCAACAGACACUCAGCCCACCAGCCGUAUCCUUCCUGCUGCUCAUUUUCUGGUGUCGUGGUACUGGGGAGUCGGCAGCCGGGUCCCAUCCGACGGGAUCAAAUCCCGUGGUUGUGCAAACAGAGGGCUGCUUUGCCAAAAGACUUGGUCCCUUUGGGCGAUGCUGUGGGGAGGCAGGUCAGGGUCGGGACGGGUCGGUGGGAGAGCCUCGUGCCCGUAGAGCUGGGUCCCCACAGGCCUUGCCUCGCCGUGCGCCGCUCAGCCAGCCGCUGAGAGCAGCACCGUGUGCUACGUAAAAAUCCAUUGUGCUGCUACACCGAAAACCCAGAGACUCGUGUGGACUCUGCCAGUACUGCCGGGCUCAUCCCUGUCCUUUGCCAUAGUGUUGCUCCAUCUCCUGUCUGUCUUCACAUCCAAGAGGAUCUGAGUUGGGUACAAACACGUCCACUGCACCCGCCUUGUGCUUUGUACAACUCCCCGGUUGCCAUCCUCUUGAGACACUUGCUGGGAAGAUCUUUAAGACACUUAAAUUUUCCUUUAGCUUUUCUAUAAUUCUGAUGUAAAGGACUUUCUCUCUGUACAGUAUAUUAUCCAAUGCAUGUUCUGUUCUCUCUGAUAUAUUGAACACCACACAGUUGUGAUAUUGUGCAGUGGGAAGAGCAGCCCCUGCCAACAGCAGAGGCCUUCGCCUCUCACCUCUAAGGAAAGAAGAAAACAUAUUUUUUCCUUUGCUGUAUUUGCUUGAGCAGAGUUUUCUUGUCUGUACAUGUGAGCUGUGAGAUAGAUGUGAAAAGUUCAAAAGAAUGCAUUUCCCCUCCCCAAUGUAUACAGAUUGUAAUCUGUACAAUGAAAACUGUAUGUAUGAAAAAAAAAUGUACUUAUUUAUAAAUGGUUAAC
This is a messenger RNA of Hirundo rustica (Barn swallow), 12142 nucleotides long. It is a transcript of the gene TANC2, whose product is annotated as tetratricopeptide repeat, ankyrin repeat and coiled-coil containing 2. The coding region runs from base 224 to 6445 and encodes 2073 amino acids. Gene Ontology annotation, molecular function: protein binding. NCBI's taxonomy places the organism in Eukaryota, Metazoa, Chordata, Aves, Passeriformes, Hirundinidae. The record is from RefSeq and is a predicted model, not a curated record. Gene Ontology annotation, biological process: regulation of dendritic spine morphogenesis. The transcript has 29 exons. Gene Ontology annotation, cellular component: dendritic spine.